Talaromyces atroroseus is the source of this 2466-nucleotide messenger RNA. RefSeq lists its product as hypothetical. Gene Ontology annotation, cellular component: nucleus. The coding region runs from base 1 to 2466 and encodes 821 amino acids. Gene Ontology annotation, molecular function: RNA polymerase II cis-regulatory region sequence-specific DNA binding; DNA-binding transcription activator activity, RNA polymerase II-specific; zinc ion binding. Lineage: Eukaryota; Fungi; Ascomycota; Eurotiomycetes; Eurotiales; Trichocomaceae. Gene Ontology annotation, biological process: DNA-templated transcription; regulation of transcription by RNA polymerase II. The transcript has 6 exons. The record is from RefSeq and is a predicted model, not a curated record.
AUGGUCGCUCUCAAUUUCGAGUAUGGAGCGCUGCGAACUAUGUUCCUUGACGCAGGUAGAGACAUCGGACAGUGUUGUUGUACUGUUCAGGGCACGGCCAUGUCCGAAAAAGGGAAAAGCUCUUCGGGGAUACUUUGGCUUCGGUCGCCGGAUUCGGGAUAUGGCGAGGAAUACGGCAUAGAAGCGCAGUUGCCGAAUAUUAAAGUCACUCCAGAUCAGCAACAUAUUAACGAUCCACCAGUCAUGAAUGUAUCCGAUGGCCGCCGGCGACGUCCAGCAGUAAAUGGGGAUUGCAUCUACGAGAAUCACCAUCGUCCGAUCCGUUCAGGCCAGGACCAAACAACUACCCCAAGCUUGAACUCCAAAUCCAGGGAGUCAUUAUCCAUUGACAGAGCUUCCUCCAUAAGCGGGUCGUCAUGUCCUAGCCGCAAGACAAGCUCACUGGUCGCAAGUUCCACAGCCGCGUCAACGACUACGAACGCACUGCCCGUUCAAGAUGAUGAGUCGAUGAGACUAAGAUUCAGAGUUCGACAGCUUGAAGAUGAGCUGUCCAAACAUACUCUAGGGUCAGUUCAGUCUCCAGUAUCGACUCUGCGCUCGAACAUCCAGACCACAACUUCACACCUGGCCGGAACCUUUCAUGUCCAUUGUGAGAGCGAUUCAUCUGGCCAGCCUCAGGGCAUUGCUCGCAGCGUUAUACAUAAAUCACGUUUAUUCGGCCAAAGCCAUUGGGAGGUCAACGGAAUACUUUUGAUCCGCGAUAUUUUUGAGACGAUUGAAGCAUAUAUGCAACAAUGGGAAUCAAGAGCCGGGCCUGAUAUGGAAAGAUGCAAAUCAUUAGCAAGAAGCAUCAAAGCGCGGCGGGCACCAUCAUGGCCCUCACCACCUACUCCCGAUAUUCCACCCAAGGAGGUUUCUGACACUUUGGUGGACUGUUAUCUGAGAACAACCGAGGCUAUAUACCGGAUUUUGCAUAUAUCCACCUUCCGCCGGGACUAUGAUGCAUUCUGGGUAUCGGAUACCGCACCUGACAUGGUAUUUCUAGUUCAGCUCAAACUUGUGCUCGCCAUCGGUGCGAUCACGUAUGAUGAGGGUUUUUCACUACGUGACUCGGCUAUCCGAUGGACAUACGAGGCACAAACUUGGCUUUCGGAGCCUAAAUUCAAGUCACGACUGGAUAUUCGAUUUCUCCAGAUCAACCUUCUCUUAUUAAUUGCUCAGGAACAAGUUGCUGGCGGCGGAGACUCAACAUGGAUUUCAAUCGGCGCUCUGCUUAGGAAGGCUAUCCACAUGGGUCUGCAUAGAGAUCCAAUCCAUUUACCCCCAACGACGACAUUCGCAGCCGAGAUGCGUCGAAGACUCUGGAAUACAAUCUUGGAGAUUGCUUUACAAUCCAGCUUGGCUGCUGGGGGGCCUCCUCUGAUAUCUCUCGAUGACUUCGACACGGCGUGCCCUAGCAACUUCGAUGAUGAUCAAAUCGUGACUGAUGAUCCAAUACCCAAAGCGUCAUAUGAUCUAACGCAGGUUUCCAUCGCAAUAGCACUCCGCAAGACAUUCCCCCAACGUCUUGCUAUAGCUAAGUUUUUGAACCAAUUCAGCUCUACCGGGACAUACGAUGAGGCCCUUCGACUUGAUGCCGAGUUGCGCGCAGUAUAUAAAGAGUUGAGUCGAACUUUGCAAGCAUGCGGCAAUUCAAACUCUGGACCCUCGCCCUCUCAAUUCGAAAUUCGCGUGGUCGAUAUCAUUAUGCAUCGGUUUCUCUCUUCUCUUCACCUUCCAUAUUUUGGCGCGUCACUUCAGAAUACUGCCUACGCCUUUUCGCGGAAGGUGGUAGUCGAUUCGGCUCUCAAAAUUUGGCGUGCAGCAUACUCGCUUUCAUCUUCCACGGCAGUAGAGUCCUCCAGCCAAGAAAUUACAUCCUAUUCGGACGACAUGAUGCGACUGGUGGUCUGCAGCUCAGGGUUUUAUCCAACAGUUGCCAUCCAUGCCGCCUUUGUCAUUGGAGUGGAACUUCGGGCACAACUACAGGAAGAAGAAAGUCUAGGCCCCGUUCAAUUGCGCCCAGACCUUCUGUCCGUGCUGGAGGAGGCCAAGAGGUGGGUCGUGCAAGGCAUCGAAGCCGGUGAAACAAGUAUAAAGGGAUUCUUGCUCAUAAGCGUGGUUUCGGCACAUAUCGAAGGACUCAUGCGCAGCCUUGGGAAAGAUGAGAUAGCUGAGCUGUUGGUCAGAGCCGCUGAGAACGUUGUGAAAAGAGGUUUGCCGCUGCUAAAGGAAAUGGCAGCAGCUCAAGGCCAGGGAGAUGGGUCGAAUGAUGGUACCGAUGAACUUCCUUCGACUACGUCAAUGGACACAAUGGGGGAUUGGAACUUACUAACAUCAAAUGAUUUGUUCAAGCCCGGAGACGAGGAACCGAUGAAAUGGAUGUUCGAUGAUAGCUUCAACCCGGGAAUGCCGUCAUUGUGGUGA